CUGUCCCCGCCCGCCUCCUCCUGGCUCAGUGCGGCUCGGGAGGCCGAAGCGGGAGGAGCGCGCCUCUUUGGGUCCAGUCUUCCCCUCACCCUCCCCUCAGAGGCUUCGCAGGGCAGAUAAGAGCUCCGCGUAUCCCGUGAGCCUGCGAAAGAGCGAUGGGACCCUCCAGUCCUCCCUCGGCGGACCCUUAGAAGGGCUCCGCGUCUCCCUGCCGACCCCAAAAGCCACUCCCCUCCACCCCAAGAACGCUGAUUUGUUUGAAAUGAUUGAGAAGAUGCAGGGAAGCCGGAUGGACGAACAGCGGUGCUCCUUCCCUCCCACCCUCAAGACGGAAGAGGACUACAUCCCCUACCCUAGCGUCCACGAGGUCCUGGGCCGGGAGGGCCCCUUCCCGCUGAUCCUCCUCCCGCAGUUUGGGGGCUACUGGAUCGAGGGCACCAACCACGAGUGGAGCGGAGGUCCCGAAGCCGCACCGCCGCCGGCAACCUCCAAGGCCAAGCUGGAAUGCAACCAUACCGCCCGCCUCUACCGCAAGCACUUCCUGGGCAAGGAGCACUUCAAUUACUACUCCAUGGACGCGGCCUUGGGGCACCUCGUCUUCUCGCUCAAGUACGACGUCAUCGGGGACCAGGAGCACCUCCGCCUCCUCUUGCGGACAAAGAGCCGGACAUUCCACGACGUGAUCCCCAUCUCCUGCCUGACGGAGUUUCCCAACGUUGUGCAGAUGGCCAAGCUGGUCUGCGAAGACGUCAACGUUGACCGCUUCUACCCGGUCCUGUACCCAAAGGCUUCCCGGCUCAUUGUGACAUUCGACGAACACGUCAUCAGUAACAACUUCAAGUUCGGCGUCAUCUACCAGAAGCCCGGCCAGACGUCGGAAGAGGAGCUCUUCAGCACCACGGAGGAGAGCCCGGCCUUUGUGGAGUUCCUGGAGCUUUUGGGCCAGAGAGUACAACUGCAGGACUUCAAGGGGUUUCGGGGCGGCCUGGACGUGACCCAUGGGCAAACGGGGACCGAGUCGGUCUACUGCAACUUCCGCAACAAGGAGAUCAUGUUCCACGUCUCCACCAAGCUGCCCUUCACCGAAGGGGACGCCCAGCAGCUCCAGCGCAAGCGGCACAUCGGCAACGACAUUGUGGCCAUCGUCUUCCAGGACGAGAGCACGCCUUUCGUGCCGGACAUGAUUGCCUCCAACUUCCUGCACGCCUACGUGGUGGUCCAGGCCGAAGGGCCGGGCAGCAGCGACGGGAGUGGACUCUACAAGGUCUCUGCCACGGCCCGGGACGACGUGCCCUUCUUCGGACCCCCGCUGCCCGACCCGGCAGUUUUCCGAAAGGGCCCCGAGUUCCAGGAGUUCCUCUUGACGAAGCUGAUCAAUGCGGAGUAUGCCUGCUACAAAGCCGAGAAGUUUGCCAAACUGGAGGAGCGGACACGGACGGCGCUGCUGGAGACGCUCUACGAGGAGCUGCACCUCAACAGCCAAUCCAUGAUGGGCUUGGGGGGCGACGAGGACAAGAUGGAGAACGGCAGCGGCGGAGGAGGAGGGGGCUUCUUUGAAUCCUUCAAGCGCGUGAUCCGCAGCCGCAGCCAGUCGAUGGACGCGGUGGGCCUGAGCGGCAAGCGGCAGAACACCGUCUCGGCCAGCCACAGCGGCAGCUUCGGGCACAACAACCCGGACGUGGCCAAGACGGCCGGCAUUUCAUUGCUUGUCCCUGGGAAAACGCCAAGUAGGUACGGACGCCGAGGCAGCGCCAUAGGAAUAGGAACCAUAGAAGAGUCCCUGAUCGUCCCUGGGAAAAGCCCCACGCGGAAGAAGUCCGGGCCCUUCGGAUCGCGCCGCAGCAGCGCCAUCGGCAUCGAGAACAUCCAGGAAGUGCAGGAAAAGAGGGAGAGCCCGACUGGUCCUGAAAAGACGCCGGACAGCGGCCACGUCUCCCAGGACCCCAAAUCGGAGGAUUCGUCCAACCAGAGUUCACCCGAGAUGCCCACCACCAAGAACAGGCCGGCCCCCAAAGCGGAGGCCCUUCGCAGCGGCUGCUCCCGCUCCUCUUCCUCCAGCGCCAGCAGCUUUGGCAGCGGGACCGAAGGGCCCCAAGGCAGCGGUCACGAGGACGACAACGGUGACGAUGAUGACGAUGCCGGCACGGAGAGCCACUCCUCCUCCUCUGAGGCGCCCCACAAGCGGGGCUCCUUCAUCUACAGCACUUGGCUGGAGGACAGCCUCAGUGCCGCCAGUGCAGGGAGCUCCCCCGGCCCUUCCCCGCAGCCAGACCCCCGGAAGUCUGCUGACCCUUCGUGUCCAGAGAUCAAGAUCCAGCUCGAACAGACGGAGCGGCCGCCGUCCAACUUGAGCUGCUAGCCCGCCGUGGAUGCGCCACCCACAAAACAAAUGAUCAUAAGCACACGGUGAAGAAGCGCAAGGCGGCCCUUCGGCCAGACCACGCCUCUGCUGACCACCUAGGAUGACCCUCCUGCGCCUCCCGAUUGACCCCCGAUGCGCCUUGGGGUGCUCUUGACCCACCAGACCUGGCAGGACUGGACUGGACUCCACCGGGGCCUUUCCUUGGAACGACCCUCGCCCCAAGCCCUGCCCCCUUUUUCCAUGAGCUGUGCUCCAGAUCCCCCCCCCCCAAAAAAACUACCCUAAGGCCUCCAGCCACUGUCCAGCUUGACCCUUCAAAUCAAUGGACAAUCGCUUGAUGGACAUCAUGGCUGCUUCUCCCAAGAUGGCAUUUUCCAGAGCCAGAACCGGUGUCAAAACGGGUCCCCUAAUGUCCAGUAACAGAGAAUAAUAUCCCACUCGACUUGGGUGCCAACAAUCUCUUCUGUCCUUCCGUCCCUCCUGACCGUUGGGCGUCAAGCCAUCCAGGCCAUCCGCAGUGACCAUGCGGGGAUUCAUUUGUCCACCACGGACACUCUUUGGCCCCAAUUUGCCAAGCAAAAGAGCCAUAUUCCCUCCAUUUGACCGCUGGGCACUCAGGUCAGGACAGUGCAGAGAUCCGUCCAUCCCUUACGGAUAAACUAAUUCUGACACACAAGCAGAGAGAGACCUCAAAUGGAUGCCCCCUUUGCCGUUCCAUCCACUUGACCAUUGUCCAGCAAGCCAUCCAGAUGGCCUACAAUGACCAUUGAUCUGUGGAUACUCUUUGGCCAACUGACCCUUCUCCUCUAUCAUUCCGUCCACUCUUGACCAUUCCGUUCUGACGUCCAGUAAGCAACUAGUAUGGACAAUUCACUGAACUGGAUGCUGAGCGGAAGAGACAUCUUCAUCCUUUGCCGUCCAGUCUUGGUUCCUGAGGUCCAGCAAGGCACCCAUCCCCUCCGGCCCCUCUUUGACCCUGAUUCGUCUGGCCAUUUGGGACAAAAGGGUCCUCUCUCAUCUCUGCCGGACGUUGCCCUUUGCGAUUUUGCUGUACAGUUUUUUUUUUGGUGUUUGUUUGUGCUUUUUUGCAAUCCGAACGUGCAAAACACUGUGAAGGACCCCACUGAGGGGCGAACGCGGGUGUCGACGACCCUAAGAAAACAUCCCUAUUUAAUUUCCUUCCUGAAGAAGACGGGAAGAAACAAUCGCACCUCCUCCUGGAUCUCUUUUGUGUUGUCCGUCUGCCGCCUCGCCUGGCUUUUCGAUUUGUUUUGUUUCAGUUCAGGUCCUUCGCGGCCUCUACUUCUUUUUUCCUUCGUUUUCUUUGUUCGGUUUUCAAAACGAGCCCCAAAGUUGUGUCGGUGUUUCCGAGUGACGACGACCAUAAUGUAUAAAAUGAAACGAGAAGAAAAAAAUUCUAUUUAUCGCUAUUGCUCAGAAGAUUCUAUUUGUAAAAAAAUAAUAAUAAGGGAAAGUGCUUUUUAAAAAGUGUACAGGAUGGGAAAUAAAAGGAGAAACCUG
Anolis sagrei ordinatus is the source of this 3883-nucleotide messenger RNA. It is a transcript of the gene RAP1GAP, whose product is annotated as RAP1 GTPase activating protein. Lineage: Eukaryota; Metazoa; Chordata; Lepidosauria; Squamata; Anolidae. Gene Ontology annotation, cellular component: membrane; cytoplasm. The record is from RefSeq and is a predicted model, not a curated record. Gene Ontology annotation, molecular function: GTPase activator activity. Gene Ontology annotation, biological process: activation of GTPase activity; regulation of small GTPase mediated signal transduction.